This is a messenger RNA of Guillardia theta CCMP2712, 2016 nucleotides long. RefSeq lists its product as hypothetical. Gene Ontology annotation, biological process: carbohydrate metabolic process. The coding region runs from base 1 to 2016 and encodes 671 amino acids. NCBI's taxonomy places the organism in Eukaryota, Cryptophyceae, Pyrenomonadales, Geminigeraceae. The transcript has 16 exons. The record is from RefSeq and is a predicted model, not a curated record.
AUGCGGGAUGUUGGAGUCAACGUUUAUGGCGCGAGGGGGGAGAUGGCGGCGGCCAUCGCAGACGCGACCAUGGCGAACUACAUGGAGGCCGUGCAGCAGCGAGGGAGAUUCGUCAUAGCGAUGUCCUGCGGCCCAGAGCUCGAGCUCCUGGCAGAAAGAUUGACCUCGGAGCCGUACGUUUCCUUUGUCGACUGGAAGAAAUGGUUCCUGUUCAUGGUGGACGACCUGUGUGUGGACCUGACCAACGAGAAGAGCAAGUAUAGACAGAUGAACGAAAUCUUCCUCGAGAAAGUGAGGAUCCCCGAGCUCCAAGUCUUCCCUGCGUUCAACUCCGACAUCUUUGCCGACGACAAGGGCAACGUGUGUGAGCAGGCGGCUGUGGAUUACGAGCAGCGGAUGCGAGAAUGUCUCGGAGAGGGAGAGAAGAUCCCGGUGGUCGAUCUUGUUGUGCUGUCAUCGGAUGAGCAUGGGAACGUGGCGUCUUUCGUCAAGGACCAUCCUCUCCUCAGGAACCAAGUGCGCAACUAUGAGCUGACGUGGGGGGCGAUGGGGAAAUAUAAAGAGCUCUCACGCAAUCAGAUAGUGGCACCUUUGUAUGAGUGCGAGGUCAGGGAGGAAGCGAGGCUCACGGAAGGAAUGAAGCACAAGUUGUCACAGAAAGUCUCUAUGACAUUGAGUCUGAUCAACAACGCGCGGGAGAUUUUCCUUACACUGACAGGAGAGGCAUCUGCACCUCUUCUCAAAGAUUACUUUGGAACUUUUCCCGACAAAUCACUUCCGAUUAACAUGAUUGGUAUCAGAACAAGCCCUAAGCUGUUUGUAGAUCAAGACAGCAUGAAAGAUGUCGAGUUAGCACACUUGUUGAAAGGUUUUCAGGUCAAAGAUUAUAGCUACCUGAUUUCUAUCAAGCUUGAAGAGAUGAAAAGUCGGCUUCUUUACUCUGUCUUGAGAAUGUGCUUUACAUGUUCUUUUCUGGUUACAGACGAUGAGAGGGGGUUUGGGGAUGUUGAAGAUUAUCCUUUGCCUGGGAACGUGCUUCGUCGCCGUGAGAAGGCGAAAAUUGAAAGGGUUCACAGCGAACAUGAAGUCAAAUUGUUCGAUCAAGAAUUCACGAUAACAGCGAUGGACCGAAACUUGUCACAAGUCCUGAGCUUGAAAGAUUCAGAGGAUCUGUUGUAUGAUGUCACGACGUUGGACGAAGAGGGUGAUGGAGAGGAUGACAUGUUGGAACAAGCAAUGUUGGAGGAAGAGAUGUUCGAAGAAGAAGAAGUUCCCCCUGAUUACGAUGUUUUGAUUGUUCCUGAUGACUGUAAUCUUGCUACUGCUGUCAGAAAUAUUCAAAACACAAAGAAGCGAAUUUUGUUGAGAUCAGGAGUUCACAGUUGGGAUGGUUCUAUUGUUGUGACGGGAAGCAUACACGUUGCAGGAGCUUACAACUGUGGAAAGUUGACAUUGAUGCAUUCAAAGUUUGACGCAAUUGUACAGAUUGACAACAAGACUGGUGGAACAUUUGACUUCAUCAACUGUCAAUUCCAAAACGAUCUCGGGCGAUGUUUAACGAUCAGUGGAGAUUGUGUUGCAAACAUCAAAAGAUGCACAUUAGGGGCAAACUCAGAUGAAACUCGCGUCCCUGUUUCAUCCUGUUUACAUCUCUACGAUCAGUCGAAGAUCAAUGUUGAAGCCUCCCGAAUUCAAGGAUGUUUGAAUUGUCUUGUUCUUUUGGACAACAGUGAGGCUUCCCUUUCACACUGCGAGUUCGCUGAGAACAACAUCUUUGCGUUGAGCAUGAAAUCGAGGAGCAAGGUGACCAUGACCAACUGCAAUGUUUUGAUGAAUAAUGGAGCAACGCAUCGAUGGAAGAAAGAAAACACAUUCGCAAUCUUCUGGAUUGGGAAGAACAACGAGGUUCAGAUUGUCUUGAGAUAUUGCUUGUUUGCAUGUGAGAAAAGAGAGUUGUGGGCAUCGAGCGGUGCUCCUGCUCAGUUUGUAGAUGAGCUCAACACCUUUGCGAUGUGA